AAUUUUUUGAAAGUUGGUCAUCACUAAAAGUGACAUUUAAGGUUAUUACGUUUUGAAUGUUUUCAAUCGCUUUAAAACUUACAAAUAAUCGCCUUUUCGACCAAUUUAAAUUGAAAACAUCCACCAGUUUAUUAAAUCGGGUAUUAGAAAUGUCCAAGUGUCCCAUUCCUCCGAAAACAGCCUUAGUUUUUUUGGCUGAAGGAGCCGAAGAAAUGGAAUUUGUUAUCGCUGCUGACGUUCUUCGUAGAGCCGGGAUUGGAGUAACAGUAGCCGGCAUUCCCGAUAACUGCCCAAUACUCUGUAGUCGUGACAUUGUGAUUAAACCCGAUAUUGGGAUAGCUGAAGCUUUAAAAAAGGACUAUGAUGCGUUGGUUUUACCUGGGGGAUUAGGUGGAUCCAAAGCGCUUUCUUGUUCUUUGGAAGUUGGAAAAAUGCUUAAAAAGCAAGAAGAAAGAGGAGAUGUUAUCGCUGCGAUUUGCGCAGCCCCAACAGCUUUAAAAGCACACAGCAUCGCAUUAGGAAAAAGAAUCACGUCUUAUCCGACAGUUAAAGAGCAACUGAUCGAAGGUGGUUUGUAUUCUUAUUUAGAAGAUAAAGUGGUAGUUGAUUCGAAUGUUAUAACAAGUAGAGGACCUGGUACCGCUUAUGAUUUUGCUUUGGCAAUUGUUGAGAAAUUAGUUGGAAAAGAAAAAGCAAGCGAAGUUGCUAGAGCAAUGUUAAUUAAAUAUUAACAAUAAAAUUGAGGUUAUGUUAAAAAAUUUUGACAGAUGUCAAAUUAUUUAUUACAUAUAAAAAUAGAUUUUUUUCAAUAUAUUUAUGAAUAUUCUUUGAGUAAAUUUCCUGCGAUAACUAA
Onthophagus taurus is the source of this 853-nucleotide messenger RNA. Its product is annotated as protein dj-1beta. Lineage: Eukaryota; Metazoa; Arthropoda; Insecta; Coleoptera; Scarabaeidae. The record is from RefSeq and is a predicted model, not a curated record. Gene Ontology annotation, biological process: glyoxal metabolic process; response to oxidative stress; glycolate biosynthetic process. Gene Ontology annotation, cellular component: nucleus; mitochondrion; cytoplasm.